Molecule: messenger RNA, 1817 nt
Organism: Argentina anserina (silverweed cinquefoil)
Lineage: Eukaryota; Viridiplantae; Streptophyta; Magnoliopsida; Rosales; Rosaceae
Exons: 2
Coding region: 240-1817 (525 amino acids)
Source: RefSeq, a predicted model, not a curated record
UGUACAGCCUGUACUGCUAUGUUUCUGUGGUCUCACUGCUCUGGAGCUUUUUCUUUGCCUUCGAUCUCCUCUGAGUCCUCUCCAAGGUGUUUAUCAUUAUCAAGUCCAGGUGGAUUCAACUUUACUCCAAACGAAAUUCUGAUGUAUUGAAGGCGGUGAUGUAAUUUGAUCAGUUGUGCAAUAUUCACCAUCCAGGUUCUAUCGUUCUAUUAUUGUAUUACAAUUUUUAGUUUAAGGCAAUGUUUCAUAAAAAACAAGCAUCUGGUGGUUCUAAAAAAAAACGAAAGAAACUAGAAGAAGAAACAAUAAUAAAACCUCAAAGAGGUUCUAUUCAAAAACUUUGGAAUAAGAAAAGAAACAUUUCUUCUGGAAACCAAAGUGAAAAUGUAGUGAAUCAAAGAGCACAAGAUAUUGAAGAAACCACAAAUGUGCCUGAAACUGAAAAUCUGGUAAAUGAAGAAACGACAAAUGUGCCUGAAAAUGAAAAUGAAAUAAAUGAAGAAACGACAAAUGUGCCUGAAAAUGAAAAUGAAAUAAAUGAAGAAACACCAAAUGUGCUUGAAAAUGACACUGUUGAAAAUAAUGAAGAAGCUAAUCAUGUGUCUGAACAUUCAAAUGCUUCAUUAUCUGUGAAUAUAUAUGAUCCUAGAGUGUGGGAUAGUCUAGAUGAAAAAAUGAGAGACUUGCUUGUAGAAAAAGGUCAUGUUAGAGAAGCCAAUAUUAAUUUUCCAAAGGAUAAGCACAAUAGGGGGUUCUCCACAUACUAUUAUGAUCGAAAAUUAAGAAAUGGACAACUCUCUGAUAGAAAAUGGCUGGUUUACUCAAAAGAAUUAAAUAAAGUGUUUUGCUUUUGUUGUAAAGUGGUAAGACAAGCCCGUUCUAAAAGUCAUUUAGCAGAUGUUGGGGUUGAUGAUUGGGGACACCUAGGUGAAAAACUUAAGCAACAUGAAGAGACUGCUGAACAUUAUGCCAACCUUAGAGCCUGGGCUGAACUUCGAGUAAGAUUGAGAACAAAUCAAACUAUUGAUAAAGAAUUGCAAGAGCAAAUAAAAAAAGAUACUGAACAUUGGCAGCAAGUUAUGAUCAGGAUAAUUGCUGUUGUUAAAUGUCUUGCAAUGCAUAAUUUGGCAUUUCGUGGAACAAAUGAAAAAAUCUAUGAAGAUUCAAAUGGAAAUUUCUUGGGCUUUCUUGAAUCAAUAGCUGAGUUUGAUCCAAUAAUGAAGCAUCAUUUUCGACUCAUUCAAGAUAAAGAAAUUCAUUAUCAUUAUCUCAGUCAUAAAAUACAAAAUGAAAUGAUAGCUAUGUUGGCAUCAUGUGUUAGGAGUGCAAUAAUAAAAAAAAUUAAAGCAGCUAAAUAUUUUUCUGUGAUUCUUGAUUGCACUCCUGAUGCUAGCCACAAAGAGCAAAUGACUUUGAUAAUUAGAUGUGUUGAUGUUGAAAGUCGCCCGAUAAAAAUAGAAGAAUAUUUUCUGCAGUUUUUAAAUGUGGAAAACACAUCUGGCUUGGGUCUUUUUGGUGAAUUACAAGCUGCUCUUAACUCUCUCGAUUUGAAUAUUGAUGAUGUGAGGGGACAAGGGUAUGAUAAUGGUUCUAAUAUGAGAGGGAAACAUCAAGGUGUUCAGAAAAGAUUACUUGACAUAAAUCCUAGAGCUUUUUAUAUGCCUUGUGGUUGUCAUUCUCUAAAUUUGGUUCUUUCUGAUAUGGCAAACUCUUGUUUAAAAGGAAAAUCUUUUUUGGGGCAUGCCAAGCCAUAUAUAAUGUGUUUGCUAAUUCAACAAAGCGAUGGGACAUUUUGCUUGAAUAUGUGGAUGACUUAA